AUGACCUGGAAAUACUUUCAUUCUUAUUGCCCUUUCACUUUGCAGGCUGGUGUCAAGAUUAUGCUGAUUAACUGCAGGACCCAAGUCUCUGGUUGCCUAGUGACAGACCUUUCUCAGUGGCGGAGGAGGAACCAGACAAAAGGCAGUGCGUAUCUUCUAGCUGUCUGAUGUGACUUCUUCCUCAAACUGGUCAUCACCCAAUCAGAAAAAGAAAAACUACAAACAACAUUCUUCACGCACACUCUACACUAAGAAAACAUGGCCAAGGGCAGGAAAGGUCCCAAGGGCAAGAAGAUCACCCUCAAUGUAGCGAAGAAUUGCAUUAAAAUCACCUUUGACGGAAAAAAACGCCUUGAUCUGAGCAAGAUGGGCAUCACCACCUUCCCCAAGUGCAUCCUGCGGCUCAAUGACGUGGACGAGCUCGACCUUAGCAGGAACCUCAUCAGGAAGCUCCCCGACUCCAUCUCCAAGUUCCAGAACUUGCGGUGGCUGGACCUGCACAGCAACUACAUCGACAAGCUCCCGGAGUCCAUCGGCCAGAUGACCACUCUGCUCUACCUCAACGUCAGUAACAACAGGCUGACCACCAACGGGCUGCCCGUGGAACUCAACCAGCUCAAGAACAUCCGCACCGUGAACCUGGGGCUGAACCACCUGGACAGCGUGCCCACCACGCUGGGGGCGCUCAAGGAGCUCCACGAGAUUGGGCUGCACGACAACCUCCUGACCAGCAUCCCCACCAGCAUCUCCAAGCUCCCCAAGCUAAAGAAACUGAACAUCAAGCGCAACCCCUUCCCGAAGUCAGAGGAGUCCCAGAUAUUCGUAGACUCCAUCAAGAGGCUGGAGAACCUCUACCUGGCGGAGGAAAAGGAUCUGUGUGGGAACUGCCUGCUAAAAUGUCAACAGGCCCGGAACAAGCUGAACAAAAUCAAGAGCAUGGCCUCCCCAGCGCCAAGAAAGGCCAUCUUUUCCAAUCUGGUCUCGCCCAACUCCAUGGCCAAGGAAUCCCAGGAAGACUGGAGGUGACCUGGGACCCUCACCCCUGAGGCAGAAAGGGGGAAGGACGGGAGGGAGGAGGCAGUAGGCUGUACACACAGGAA
Molecule: messenger RNA, 1100 nt
Organism: Jaculus jaculus (lesser Egyptian jerboa)
Lineage: Eukaryota; Metazoa; Chordata; Mammalia; Rodentia; Dipodidae
Gene: Lrrc18
Product: leucine rich repeat containing 18
Exons: 2
Coding region: 259-1026 (255 amino acids)
Molecular function (GO): protein binding
Source: RefSeq, a predicted model, not a curated record